GUAACAGGGGACGUGGCGUCCAUGGCUGUUGACCUGUGCGUGGACGUUGUGGGAUGACGAAUUGACGAGUUGAGUCGUGUGACGUGGAGAUAUUGGGUGGAUAGGCUGCGCGGUGACCCCGCGCCUGUUAGCCCGCCGGUCAUGACCUUCUCGCCAGCCAGCAUCCGCAGCCUCACGGCCGGGGGCGCGACGGCGGCGGCCGGCGCCGAGACGGGCCGACCCAAGCUCACACACAGCUUGCUACACCAGUUCAAUGCGCGCAACGCCCGCUCCAUCGCUGUGGCGCUGGUGCUGGUGUUCAUAUCGUACCACGGCCUGGUGCGGCUGGUGUACGGCACCGACUCGUGCGCGUGGCUGCUGGCGCGCGGCGAGUACCACGCCGGCGCCGCCUGGCAGCCCUACGGCUGCAUGGUGCACACGUACACCGUGCGCGACUCGCGCCGCUGCAUGCGCUACCUCGAGUUCCUCGGCCAGCGCAACCACCUGGCGUUCGUGGGCGACUCGCGCGUGCGGCAGCUGUACGCGGCGUUCGUGACGCAGUUCGGCGAGACGGUGCCGCCGGCGGAGGGCGCACGCCGCCACGAGGACCUGGUCUACGAGGACGCCCAGCUGGGCCUGCGCGUGCAGUUCCUGUGGCGGCCGCUGGUGGACGAGCGCCUGCUGGGUGACGUGAUCGAGUGGCGCGAGGCGCCGGCCGCCCGGCUGCCGCGCGUGCUCGUGCUCGGCAGCGCCACGCACGCCAUCAAGACGUUCAACGGCUCGGAAACGGCGCUGAGGGCGUACACGAGGAACGUGACGCGGCUGGGCGCCGUGCUGGACCAGCUGGCCGGCGCCGGCGUGCGCGUGCUAUGGACCGUGCAGGAGCCCGUGUUCUAUGACCGGCUGGCAGAGCGGCGGCGCGCCAUCACUAAUGAACAGAUUGACCUGUACAACGCGGCGGCGCGCCGCGUGCUCGCCAGCACGCGCGUCCGUCUCUGGGAGAGCAACCGGCUAAUCGGCAGCGGGCGGCUCUCCGAGAGCCGGGACGGGCUGCACGCGGGCCCGCGCGCCCAGGGCCACGUGGUCCAGCUGCUGAUGAACCUCUACUGCAACGACCGCAUGAACUACAACGACGGCACGUGCUGCAGCGGCGGCGAGCCCGUCACGCGGCUGCAGGUGGUGACGUUUGCUGGCUUCGCCAGCUGCGUGGUGGCGGCGGCGGCGCUGCGCGGGUUGCGCUGGCUGCGGCAGCGCCGCCGGCGGCCGGGCGAGCCCGAGGAGCCGGAGCCGGCCGCCGGCGGCGCGUACGCACUCGUCACUGCGCUCGCCCGGCUCGGCAUCAUCAUGGCCUACUUCUUCCUCUGCGACCGCACGACGUUCUUCAUGAAGGAGAACCGCUACUUCACGCCGCUGAACUUCUGGCUGCCGCUGGGUUAUUUGGUCGUGCUGGGGCUGUUCUUCAAUGAGGAGGGCCGCCAUACGAAUCUGCUGCACAGGGACCAGACGGAGGAGUGGAAGGGCUGGAUGCAGCUGACCAUCCUGGUGUACCACAUGACGGCCGCCAGCAAGGUGCUGCCCAUCUACAUGCACAUCCGCGUGCUCGUCUCCAGCUAUCUCUUCCUCACCGGCUACGGACACUUCAUGCUCUUCUGGAAGACGGGCCAGACCAACCUGGUGCGCUUCUUCAAGGUGGUUUUCCGCAUGAACAUGCUGACGGUGACGCUGUGCUUCUGCAUGAAUCGGCCGUACCAAUUCUACUACUUCGUGCCGCUCGUCACCUUCUGGUACGUCAUGCUGUUUAUCAUGUUGGUGGUGCCGCCGCGUGUCACGGCCAAGUCCAGCGAGAACAACCACGUGCAGUACCUCUACCUGGUCAUCAAGUUCAUCGUCUUCUUCUCCGUGGUCAUCAUCCUCUUCAUGUCGGAGGUCUUCUUCGAAAAGAUCUUCGUGAUGCGGCCGUGGAAGGCGCUGUACGUCACAGAGGACGAUGACAUUCACCAGUGGUGGUUUCGCUGGCAGCUGGACCGCUUCAGCGUCGCCUUCGGCAUGCUCUUCGCAUUCCUUUACGUGUUGGCGCGCCGGCACUUGCCCCUGGACGACAACUCACCGGGCAACCUGCUCUCCGGCAACCUGGCCCUCACGGCCGUCUUCCUCUCGCUGGCCGGCCUCGGUGGCUACAGCACCUUCACCUUCAUGUGCAGCAGCAAGCCCGACUGCAACCGCGUGCACCCGUACAUUGUGUUCAUUCCCAUCCUGAGCUACGUCGUGCUGCGCAACAUCGUUGGCUGCUUGCGCACGCGCUACUCGUCUCUGUUCGCCUGGUUCGGCCGCAUCUCCCUGGAGCUCUUCAUCGGCCAGUACCACAUCUGGCUGGCGGCCAAUACGUACGGCGUGCUGGUGCUGGUGCCGCUGUACCCGGUGCUGAACGUGCUCAUCACGUCCUUCAUCUUCAUCUGCGUCAGCCUGGAGGUGCACCGCAUCACGGACGAGCUGACGCCCGUGCUGGUGCCUAACGACUGGCGCCUCUGCCUGCGCAACUUCGUCAUCUUCGUGCUCGUGCUGGUGCCCAUCGGCGUGCACGACGGCAUGUUCUAGGAGCGCGCGGCCAGCUGUGGGCGUGCCGAAGUGGAAUCCGCUGCUGACCUGGGCAUCUUUAAGGGCGGGGUUGCUGUGAAGACUCUGGGGGAGGAGUCGUGCGGACCUGGUGCCGGCGCCGUGGGCGGCGGGCUGGGAGCGCGGCGGCGGGCAGGCGCCGGCCGGUGCUGGCGGGCCGUCGUCCGCUGGCGGGCCUCGCCGGCGGAGAGCCGCCUGCACGUCAUCGUCGGUCCCGGCGUCCCCCUCCCCUCCCUGCCGGUACCCGGCCAGCACGCUCCAGACAUGGUUGUGAACGGGCACGUGUGGCGGCGUUGCCCCCUGUUGAUUAGUUCUAAGCGCACACGACGUGGUGAGUCUGGGCGAGCUGGGCUGCCGGCUGGGACGAAAGUUUGAGAACCGCGGCCCUCCCGGCUGCGGGCUCGCGACAUGUGCGGUAGUUGAGUUCGAGAACCGCGACCAGCUGCUCCCGCUGGCCGCCGGUGGGAUUGGUGGCGCGGUUUGAGAGCGGCUCUUUGACCGGUCGCUCGGCGGACGGCCCGGGGCGGCCGGCCACGCGACCGCUGACGGUCCGCGCCGUACAGCUCUAUCGCACGGUCUUUGCGAUGCAGCGGCGGCGGUCACACCGCCUCCAGACUGCUCAGACAUGGCUCCGCCUCUUGCGCGGCGGCGAGACUGAGCCCCGUCAGAGACGUGAGGGCGUACGUCUGAGAUCUCCGCGGCGAGGGUGGGCUAGCCCGCUCUCGACCCGGGCGGAGGCCGCUGCUCGUGGUGCGCCAGCGGCGCGCUGUGCCUUCAGAGACCUGCGUGCUGUCCAGGUCGCCGCGGUCAGGUCCCAACACAAACCCGGUGGACACCUGAAGUCUGGUUUUUCUUCGGUUUGCGGCCCAGCUGUGCUCUGGUCGCUGCUCGGGCAGUCAUCGAACGUCCGUGCGAGCGUUAGCUGACGUCAUCUAACGUCAUUUACGCGAGCGACUCGUGUUCAUUGAUUAUCCCGCUGACGCCUCCACACUAACGGACCUGCGCAGACCGCGUUUCUGCGCGAGCGGCACGUGACAUUCGUGUGGUGCACGGUGUGCCACGCGGAUGUAUGCAAAGGACGUGCCGUUGUCGCGUCCGCGCACCAAAGUGAAGUCUGUGCUGGGCCAGUACAGAGGAAACAUUUGGGCAUUAAUGUGUGUGAUCCGGUCUAUCGCCCGUGUGUCUGGAGGCCGCCGAGUCUAUGGGGUUUGUUUCCGAAGCUUCAGUCUUCUCCGACUGCACCGGUGGGAGGGCCAUCUCGGCGUCGCCGUCGCUGCUGUGCCAGCGCUGGCCGCCGUCGACUACAGCUG
This is a messenger RNA of Pollicipes pollicipes, 3902 nucleotides long. RefSeq names its product N-acetylneuraminate 9-O-acetyltransferase. Lineage: Eukaryota; Metazoa; Arthropoda; Thecostraca; Pollicipedomorpha; Pollicipedidae. Bases 142 to 2574 code for a protein of 810 amino acids. The transcript is spliced from 3 exons. The record is from RefSeq and is a predicted model, not a curated record.